Messenger RNA from Brassica napus (rape), 1641 nucleotides. RefSeq lists its product as uncharacterized. NCBI's taxonomy places the organism in Eukaryota, Viridiplantae, Streptophyta, Magnoliopsida, Brassicales, Brassicaceae. The record is from RefSeq and is a predicted model, not a curated record. The transcript is spliced from 2 exons. The coding region runs from base 810 to 1580 and encodes 256 amino acids.
GGGUUGAAGAGGUUGAGUAGAGGAGAAGGAUUGGUCUUAGGGAGAACCGUCCGUACAGGUCCGUACCAUGGCCGUACGGCCGUACAGACGGUAUCGACCAUGCGGUAAAGAAGUGUUACCGCAGGAAGAAGUUACUCGACCAGAUCACGUUUUACCUCAACCAAAGAAGGCAUAUGACCGUUGGUGGGAAGAGGAGGAGCGUCUCUACAGGCUGGCACAAGCUGGAUGGAUAAGCUUCACUUUUAGAAUAGUGACCACGCGUGUGGAGAGGCUCAUUGGUCCGGUUUAAAGUAAAGGCUUCCUUAGCUUUGACCUCACAUGCUUAGCCUCUCCAUAAACCCUAGUAUCACACUCCUAUAUAUUGUAAACACUCUCUCAUGGAUUAUACAUAAUCUCCCCAUUUCUUUCACAAUCUCUCCUAAACUUCUCUUAAUCUCUUAACAAAUCUCUCUUAAUCUCUCAAUACCUACUCUACUCUCUAAAAUCUCAUGGUAUCAGAGCCAGGUUGGCUUUGGUAUUGAGAGAUCCUUGUUCCUUUCUUUACAUUUGCGAGUUUGUUCUUGUGUGAUAAAGAAGAGGAGAUGGAGACGACCAACUUUAGCAAACUGGUAACGGUUCCGGUUGCACUGAAAGGAGGCUCGAACUACUUGAUGUGGUCUCAGUUGGUGAGGACAACCAUUGGAAGGCUAGGGCUGUGGAACCACAUCACAGAUGAUGGCCCGGAGCCAGUGGCCAAAGAAGAUGAAGAAGAAGGCGACGGGAAGACUCUUGCGGUAGCUGAAGCAAAGAGAUGAGUCCAAGAGAAUUUGAUGGUGCUGUCUGUGCUCCAUGCCUCUCUGGAGCUCCCCAUCCUUGAAGCUUACGUGCACUUUGAGACUCCUAAGCGCCUUUGGGACAUGCUCCAUAAGAGGUAUGGAAACAAGUCCAACAUAAGUCGUGUGUUUGAUCUGAAGCAAACCAUCAGCGUCUUGAGGCAAGAUGGAGAAGAUCUCACCAAGCACAUGGGGAAGUUUGGAGCUUUGUGGUCCGAACUUGAGAGUCUUAGACCCAACACAACUGAUGAGGAAUCGCUCAUUGAGAGGAGAGAGCAAGAUCAGGUGUUUGGGCUAUUGAUGACUCUAGAUGAAAGCUACCAGGAUGUGAUUAAACAUAUCCUGAGAUCACCUGCUCUCCCAUCCAUGGAGGAGGUAUGCGCACAACUUCAGAAGGAGGAAGGCUCUCUUGGGUUGUUUGGAGGCAAGAAGGGAAUGUCAACGGCUCAUAAAGCGGAAGAGGCGCAAGCAAACAAGGCAGCGUACCGUGGAGAUGGAAGGAAGUAUGAGAAGUAUGAGGGAAGCUGUGAGCAUUGCAAGCGGCAGGGGCAUAAGAAGAACCAGUGCUGGAUUCUACAUCCACACCUCAGGCCGAGCAAGUUCAACAAGGAUAGAGAAGCUAAGGCUCACCUUUCUGCUGAAGCAAGUGGUGCUGGCUCAUCAGGGGCUAGUCCAAAUGUCAAGGCGGGUGAAAGUGAAGGCAGAGCUCUAACUUCUCAGGAGGUGAUCACCAAGGCUGACUUUGAGGCAUUCAUCCGAGCCCUCUAGGAGUCUGGAUAUUAAGAGCAGUAAGUUGAUUGGGCAAGGAGCAACCAAGGGGGAUCUUUAC